UUUAGAAGCAGGAGAUGAUGCAGCGAGCUUUUAUAGCUAUCCUCACCUUCUCUCUUGGGACAGCUCCAGGCCCUUUCUCUUCUGGUGCAUCUCUCACACAGGUUAAGAACUGCCUGAUCCUUUCCUGAUUCAAGUGGAAUUGUUUUCUUUAGCAGGGGCUGCUCCCAGGUACAUCUGCACCUACUACGAUGUGGUUGAGUACCUGAACAUCUCCUCCCACAGCAAGCUGCAUGCACACAUACUGCCCAAGACAGACUUGAACGAGCCUGUGGAGGUGAAGAUGGAUUUCAUGCUGAUGGCUAUUCUCUCUGUGGUCGAAAAGCUCCAGACGGUCACGUUUUACUUCGUUUUGAACCUGGAGUGGAAAAACACUUUUGCAACCUGGAACCCACAGGAUUUCUGUAACAUUUCCAAAGUCGUUCUGCCCAUGGAAUCCUAUUGGUCUCCCCCCAUCUUCAUUUUAGAGCGAGUGAAUGGACAAAACGCCAACUUGGAUUACAUGAGCAUCACGCACAACGGCAGCUUCAACUCCACUCAGCCCUUCCAGGUGACCUUAACCUGCAGCUUGAUGAUCUUCAAGUUCCCCUUCGACACCCAGACCUGCAACUUGAGCAUAGCCUCAUUUCUCUACCCAGCAACAGACCUGGUUAUGAAGACGAAGCGGACACCAGAGGAUAUGAUGAGAGACAGCCAGAGUUACUUCCUAACUGAUGGAGAAUGGAAGUUCACCAACCUCAGCAUCGUUGAAUACAUGGAAGACCUGGAUGAUGGACAGUUUUCUGUGGUCACCUACAUGAUUUCCAUGGAGAGACGACCCACUCUGUAUAUUUUGAACCUGAUCCUGCCAACAUGCGCCCUGUAUCUGCUGGACAUGGCUGUGCUGUUUGGACCCAGCUCUCUCGAGGAGAAAAUCGACUUCCAGAUUGCCAUCAUCCUCGGCAGCUCCAUGCUAGCUGUGAUUCUCAACAACAUCCUCCCAACGUCCUCCAACAGACCCCCUGUAAUAGUGGUGUUUUUCCUGGGCACCUUCCUCCUCAUGAUCAUGGCUGUGUUAGACACCUUCCUCCUGUUGCACCAGAAGCACAAAUCCCUCUACUUAGACAAGGUUCUCAGAAGCUUCCAGCAAGAUGUGCACACCAAGCUGACAAUGAGAACCAUGGCCAAGCAGAGCACAAAACACCUGGCCAAGGAUGGUGCCCAACAGCCAAACCUUCCCAAGAAGGCCCAGGGAAAGGGACAACCAGCCAAGCGCCAUUGGCAACCACAGGAGCAGGACCUGUUCCUGCCUGCUCUGGAGAAGGUGCUUCUCUACAGCCACUUCUUCCUGUCCCUGGUUUUCUUUGCUAUUAUUUCUGUUAAAUGGAGCAGCUGAAGCCCAGCUCUGGGUCAGUUGCUCUUCCCUGCAUUGCUUCUAACCCUUCUGUGUAGCUUUUAUCCAGCUUCAUUCAUUGAGCCGCAGUUGUUUCAGUAACACCAUCACAAAGACAAAUCCACAGGGUGUGAGAUCUGCAUGCUUAGCUCUUCAUGCUCUGUUCAGCAGAACUACAUCUGCUUCUUAAAGCACUGUGUGGCUAGCAAGGUAUGUCAAUAAAGCAGUUGUGAAAUCUAGGGCUAACACCUCCAUCCUAUUCCUCUGUAAUUCUCACCACACGCAUGACCAAUGGAAAGGGAUUUAAUGCCCAUCUCUUACAGAGAUGUUUCCAUUUUGGGGAAGGGUGUUGGAAGAAUCCCACCUCAGAUAAUGAAAUAAACCAGUGCAAGUCUGAAGCAUUUGUUUCUGUGAGUUUCAGUGAGCUCUGCACCAUCCAGAAACCAGGGACAGAGAGAACAGGAUCACCAAGGUUAAAGAGGUGAUAGGUGGGAUGUU
Messenger RNA from Neopsephotus bourkii (Bourke's parrot), 1867 nucleotides. RefSeq names its product 5-hydroxytryptamine receptor 3A-like. Lineage: Eukaryota; Metazoa; Chordata; Aves; Psittaciformes; Psittacidae. The transcript has 9 exons. Gene Ontology annotation, cellular component: synapse; membrane; neuron projection. Gene Ontology annotation, biological process: monoatomic ion transmembrane transport; signal transduction; chemical synaptic transmission. Gene Ontology annotation, molecular function: neurotransmitter receptor activity; extracellular ligand-gated monoatomic ion channel activity; transmembrane signaling receptor activity. The record is from RefSeq and is a predicted model, not a curated record. Bases 281 to 1372 code for a protein of 363 amino acids.